AUAUUUUCUAAAUUUUCCUCCCUGCUAGUUCUACUUCCCGUCUCUCUGUCGCCAAUAAUAACAUUCAAUAAAAUACUAUUUCUUGUCGGGAAUACUUUUGAAAUCCCAUGUCAAACUUGUUGAGAAGCAAGGUAUAUUCAUACGCAGAAGCAGGGAUUCUUACUUCACUUUAAAGUAUAUUUCCUAGACGCUAGCUAGGGUAUAAUCUUCAGUAACUAGAUCUACAUUUCAAUGUUGAGCUGUGAAUGGAUUUUAUGUAUUAACUUGUAGAUUCUUAGAAACGAAAUCCACCUGGUGAGUGUAGGGCAGAAUGACCUCGCCACUCUCUAGUAUAUUUACUUUCACAAGUCCAGCUGUUAAAAGGCUUCUGGGCUGGAAGCAAGGAGAUGAAGAAGAAAAAUGGGCUGAGAAGGCAGUUGACUCAUUGGUGAAGAAGUUAAAAAAGAAGAAAGGUGCUCUCGAAGAUCUUGAGAAAGCUUUGUCCUGUAAAGAUCCUCACACCAAGUGUGUGACCAUUCAAAGAUCGUUAGAUGGAAGACUACAGGUGUCUCACAGGAAAGGUUUGCCACAUGUCAUCUACUGUCGAGUAUGGAGGUGGCCAGACUUACAGUCCCACCAUGAGCUCAAGCCUCUAGAGACAUGUGAAUACCCAUUCAGUGCUAAACAGAAGGAAGUCUGUAUUAAUCCUUACCACUAUAGAAGAGUGGAGAGUCCAGUUCUGCCACCAGUCUUAGUCCCACGUUACAGUGAAUAUCCAACCCAUGGGGCUCUGCCCAACUUUCAGCAAAUUCCAGAGCCAUACAUGCCUCACAAUAUCACCUAUCCUUUCCAACAGCAACAGUCUCCACAGACCCCAAGCUCAGGUCCUGGCAGUCCAUUUGGUCUACCUGCUGACACUCCACCACCUGCUUACCAAACACAUGAUGACAACCAAAACAACACUAAUAUCCCACAGCCCAUGGAUACAAACCAUGGGCCCAACCCUGCACAUGGGGGCCCACCUAUACCAGGACCAGUGUUUCCUUUGGCAAAAAUAGCUCCUAGAAUUACUGACAAGCAAGCAGUCAAUUACCAGGAGCCUCAUUAUUGGUGUAACAUUGUGUAUUAUGAACUCAACAACAGAGUGGGGGAGCAGUUCCAGGCGUCAUCUCACAGCAUUGUUGUGGACGGCUUCACUGAUCCAUCACGUACAGACAGGUUCUGUUUAGGUCUGCUCUCUAAUGUCAACAGAAACUCUACCAUUGAGAACACACGCAGGCAUAUAGGACGAGGAGUUCACCUGUACUAUGUUGGUGGAGAGGUUUAUGCUGAAUGUUUAAGUGAAAGGAGCAUCUUUGUACAGAGCAGAAACUGUAAUUAUUCCCAUGGAUUCCACCCAACGACUGUCUGCAAAAUACCACAAAAUUGUAGUCUCAAGAUAUUUAAUAAUCAGGAGUUUGCAGCUCUCCUGUCCCAGUCAGUCAACCACGGCUUUGAGGCAGUCUAUGAGUUAAACAAAAUGUGCAUCAUACGCAUGAGCUUUGUGAAAGGGUGGGGAGCUGAAUACCACCGGCAAGAUGUGACAUCCACCCCGUGUUGGAUAGAAAUUCGACUGAAUGGACCCCUUCAAUGGCUGGACAAGGUUCUCACACAGAUGGGCUCCCCUAUGAACCCAAUCUCAUCAAUGUCUUGACCCCCACCUCUUUCAGUAUACCACAAUUUUAACUCACCAUCAUUUGUAGCUAUCCUUACAAACAAAAUCACAAUCAUAAGCAUAACCUUUCCAUUUGUAUGUCUCCAUGUUUCCUUAGCAUACAUUUUAAAUGGAUAGUUUUGUAUGAAUGAAGGACAUUGAGUUUAUUAAUGGUGCUGUUUAUCUCUAUACAUGGAUUAACACAACCACGGCUACGUGACUUCAAAGAUGUCAAAGAACAGUUUUAAAUCCAGUUCAUUAGUGCUGACACUUUUCUUAUUCUCAACUCUAAUUGUGUGUGUGUGAAAUAAAAACUUAUGGGGGGAAAAAUGUAUAAAUAAUUUGUUAAGAUUGUAAAAAAUGGAUUCUUUUAAAACUUUUUUUUUGUUUUUGUUAGCAGUGACAAUGUACACUAGAUUUCCCGAUCAACUUUUUUUUUGUUUAAAUAAAUAUUGAAUAAUAAAUUGAAGCAAAAAAAAAUAUAUAUAUAUAAUAUAUAUCUAUAUACAUGGUAAAAUCUUGAAUGUGGAGUUAGUGUAUUCUGGAAUGUUUCAAAACACUGGGUAUUUCAAAGUAAGAAUUUUUAACUUGAAGACAAGCUUAAUUAGCCUGUUCAAAAUUCUUGUACAAGUUUUCCAAGACUUGCACAUUCGCUCAUCAAGUUAAUUGUGAAACCAUCAGUCCACUGUGGAAACAAAAUAUAGUUCUGAUUGUUGUUUCAGCUUGCAAGUGAAAAUAUUUGUAUCUUUUGUUGAUCAGAAAUUGUAGAAAAAAAAGUAUCUAUAUAUAUUAGAUUUUUCUUUAGUUAAAAUGCUUGUGUAUACCUGGGCCUGCUGAAUUUGUUCAUGGGAUUAGCUUCUAUCUCUUGUUACUGCUGUGUAUAUAAUCAAAGAUUGAUUUGUGUAGUUCAGAGAGCUGCUGUGUAUAUAGACUUCAGUUUUACUCAUCACAUUUUCUAUUUAGUUUUGUUUAGGAUCUGCUGCUUUGUGUUCUUAUACCUAUUAGUGUGAUCUGUGUAUUUUUUUGUGAUAACAAAUGUGUUCUUACACUCAUUAAUUGAUAACAUAAUGUUGUGAGACCCAGUUUUAAAACAAAUAAUAUCUGGCCCCAGUUGUUUGUGAUUUUAAUGAUGGAAACUGAUGAUAUUGCCCUGAACAAAGUUAUUGGAAAAUAUUAACUAUAAACUUUAUGUUUCUGGACACGCUAGAGGUGGGUGUUUUUUUAAAACCAUUUUAUUGUUUGGAUUCAUUUAUGUAUAGUAAGGUUUUAAUUGUGUGAUAUUCACAUUGUCAGUUUAUACUUGAUGAAGUUUGCAGCUGCUUACUAAGGGAAUAUUUGUGUAUUGAUUCUGUUAUCUUCUUUUAACCAGUGUUUGGCUGUUAAGUCAUCUACUCUUGUGUAGGAAAUAUCUUAGUUGCUUGUUUUUUUAAUUAAUAUAUAUCACUGCAUUUUUUAAAAGUUUUUACAUGAGCAUUUCUUUGUUUGAAAAUUAGCACCAAACAGCAAUUAGCUACAGCAGCUAAAGUACAUUAUGGUCCAAUUGCUACCAAUUUGAAGUCCAUCCAAACAGCAAUUAGCUACAGCAGCUAAAGUACAUUAUGGUCCAAUUGCUACCAAUUUGAAGUCCAUCCAAACAGCAAUUAGCUACAGCAGCUAAAGUACAUUAUGGUCCAAUUGCUACCAAUUUGAAGUCCAUCCAAACAGCAAUUAGCUACAGCAGCAUAAGUACAUUAUGGUCCAAUUGCUACCAAUUUGAAGUCCAUCCAAAAAGGAGUUCCUUAUUUGUGGGAUUUUUUUUUUUAAAUUCUUUUUUCCAAGCUACUUCCCAAUACCCUACUUUCAGGGGUAGUAACCAUGCUGUCUAUAGUAAUUCAAUCUAUAUCUUAAAAAAGAAACAUUUAAAUUUAAAAAAGGGAUCAACUGUUAAAAGCCAUGUAAAGGGAAAAAGCGUUAGGGUUGUUCUUAGCACUAUGUUUAUGUUGGUCUAGUUUCAAAAAAGGUAUAUGAUAUUUAAACCAUUUUUCUAUCACUGUGUAGAAAGUGUUUUGGAAGGCAUAUUUCAUUAUUUGACAUUAGUGAUUUUUGAAAUAUUCUAAGUUUGAGGUUUCAAUAUAAUUUUUUUUGCUUAGAUAAUUAUUCUAAUAUGACUUGUUAUAUUAUUUGUGAAGCCAGUCACAGGCUCACCAAAAAAUAUAUAUUUUACAUGCAUUAAAAAUAUUACUGUGAUUUAGGUCUAUGUUAGUUCAAUAAAAAAUGUUCAGUGACCCAAAGAUAAUAGACUUUUGCAAGGACUAAGAUAAACUCUGUUGACACCAAUAGAUGGGUAACCAGUGUAUGUGUUUUUGUAAGUGUGGAACUGUUGCUAUAAUAUGAGAAUGUAGAAAGUGUGCAAGGCUUAUCAUAUAUAUAGGUAGUGGUGCUAUUUCUCAAAGUUUUAUUUACCUAUUAAAUGUUUAUAUCCUUCUAUGUUUACGUUGACCCACUUUGUGAUUCUAUACAGUCUACUUAAUGCUGUAGACAUGAGCUUAUAUCAGGGGUGGGCAACCUUUUUCUGCCUAGGGCCGCAUUCAAAAAAAUUGGGUACCGGGGGGGGGGGGGGGGGCGCAUACAUAUAUACUCUAUAUAUAUAAUUAAGAUGCACAUACAUUUCAUGUGCAAACAACAAAUUGCAAUGCUUACGAUGAUAAACAUGAAGUCUGUCUUCAACUCUUCAUUAGAAAUGUUAGUAACAAAGUCACCGUAAAUGUCCGUGCUUUGACUGAGAAAAACAGGCUUUGUAAUAAAAUAAAGAGCAAUAUCCCAACCGUAAACUCAUUACAGGAAAGUUUACACAAAUCUGCAUUAAAUACAAGUUAACAAAUAGGAAGAUCAUAUGCUAUGCAUCUAUUUUAAUUGGGACCACCAAAUUCACUUUGCCUAGGGCGCGGUAAAUCUGUUUUAAGUUAUAAAAUGGUUAAAUUUAAUCAUUUCUAUAGAUAUUUACAAUUAUUUAUUUUUAAUAUAUUUGUAUUGUGAUUUCUUUAGGUGUCCGCAUAAAACACUUCGGCAGGCCGCAUGAGGAUUGCGGGUCAUAAUUUGCCCACCCCUGGCUUACAUCUUCAGCUUCUGGCAUUGGUGGUAAAGGGGAGUUGAUGAUUUUCAUCCUUUUCCCUGGAAAUUACCAAAAUUAUACAUAAUGUGCACAAGCAAUAAUAUUUUUUUUAAUUGGCAUCUGCUUCUUGUACUUUAAUUGAUAGACUGUGACAAAAAAGAUCAUUUCCUCCUUUAACUGAAAUAUUGCAUUUUCUAUUACAGCCAAUUGUUGGAUUACUUUAAUUCUGUAUCUUAUACUACUGUGGUCUAGCUACAAUUGAAUGAAUACCAUUCAUUGGAUGUCAGAGCUGUCAGGCUUACGUUUAUAUGACUGAGGGUACCCCUACAAAAUAACGCAGAAAAAAUAUGUUUCAGUCAUUUUGAAAGAAAUACUUUAGAUUAAUGUUAUCAUUUUUUUUCAGUCAUUUAUAGGAAACACUUUAGAUAUCUUAAAACAUUAAUAUAUAAAUAGUAAUCAAAAACUAAAAUGCUUCCCAGGACAUUAAAUUACUUAUAAUCCGGUACUUGUAUGCACAUCAUAUAUAAGUCAGCGCUACUUUGUCUUGUGCUAUUUUGUCGGGUCACCAUGACUGAGACUUGUCUUGUAGAUGUACUAGACUGAAAUGAAGAUGCACUCUACAUUACAGUUAUGCAACUUUUGAUUUGAACUUAUUUUGUUUUUUUCUUUUCACUGGAUGCAAUUUUGUAGGUGAGACAACAAGCUUGUAAAAUAAAAAAUCAAGUUAUAAUAUACUGGUCAAUGUCUGCACUACAUACAGGUCUUGAGAUCUUAAAAUCCUGCAUUUUGUUUUUAAAGUUUAUAUUUAAUAUCAAAAUGUUAUGGCAUGGAUGGCUGCCUGGUCGUGCGGUUUGCGUGCUGGACUGCUGUUUGGAUUUAUCUAUGGUCCUGGGUUCAAACCAUGCCUGCUCCCAUCCCCCGUCAUCCUGCGGCAGGGUUGGACUAGGAAGUAAACUAUCUUCAACUUUGAAACGAACAUAAACCCUAGCAGGUCUCCUUCUAAAAUAUGAUGGCUGUCUACUUAACAGCAUAUAAAUAUUGUUACCAAUCCUUGACUUGAUGUCAUUAUUAGUGUGUUUGAAGAAUAUUCUGAAUGUGUAGUAUAUGUUAAAUGUGACUUGUUCAGGGUGUUCAUCUCCUUGUGUUGUUCUGUACUUCCAGAGUUUCUCUCUGCCAAUUAUGUAAAUAUAGUCUCUCAUUAUUACCACAAUAUCUAGGCUUACUUAUUGAUUAGAUAUGUAUACUGAAUGUUGUUUGUGUAGAUUGAUUUAUACUUAAUGCUAGCAUCCGCAGCCAUUGUGUUUCAGCUUUCAUUUCUCUAGGCCCCAGGUAAAUAGUCACUUCUACAACAGGGUUUUAAUUACAGACUUUUAAUUUAUUUGUUUGUAUUACAAUGUACACCUUGUCCACCUAUAUAAUUCUCAUCAUCAAACAUUUAUGCAAAUAUACCACUUGUUUUUAAUUCGAUUUGCCGCCAGUUAUGCAAAUUUUUUUUUCUCUCAGAAUCAAAUGUUUAACCCUUAAGCAAGUUAAUGGCUAUGUGUCUGUUUAUGAAACAAAUUACCGAUUGCAUUUGUAUGUUGUUUUUUUAUUUUUUGAAUAUUUUGGGUCAGUCGAAAUUUUUUAAUAAAUGGAAUCAAUAGAAUUCUUGAAUUUCAUAUGGGUCAAUACAAUUUUUAACAAAUAGGGUCAGUAGAAAUGUUUCAAAUAUUUGAGGUCAGUAGACAACACUGUUAAGUACACUUUAGAGCUUGGCUUCAUUUGGUGUUGAAUUUAUUAUUUUUUGUUUUAUUUUGUGGUAUUAGGUUUAUGCCUUAUAAUUUAAUAACUGGUUUAUUGAAUUUUGUGAUCAGAUGAAUAUCAGUUUUUUCUAACAAAUUUUAUUUGGUAUUGAUGAGUUUAUGGUCAUUCAAAACAUCGUACUUAGCAUAUUCAUUUGGUUGAUUAGGAAGAGCGCUGGCAAAGCAAAUGCGUUUUGAAGAGAAAAUGUCAGAGUGGUAGGGUAAAUUAUUUCAAGUGUCCUAGCCGUUGGGAAGUUAGCUUGUUUACACUGAUUUGAUUUUCAAAAAUUAAGCCAAAGUUAUUUUGCGCUUCCAUUGUUGUAUUUUAUUUACAUCUCUUGGCAUGAAUGCUAGAUUUCAAAUAGCAUUAUGUCCCCUGUGCAAGGUCAAGAAGUUUAGUUUUCACUUUGUACAUGCUAUUGUGGUCACAUGUUUUCCAAUGCCAGGUUGUAAAUUGGAAUGUUUUGUUUUGGUAAAAUGGUUAGAAAUUCAAAUGUUUGACCCACUUAAUAGCUUAAAAAAAAUGUUUAAUUACUAUGAUAAAAUAUAUCAAAAAGCCAUUUAAACAUGUUGACCAUUUGCUCCCGUAUCAUGCAAAAGGACAAUACAGGUGUUGUAGAUCAUGUCUCAAAACAUAUUGCUUCAAUAGAAGGCAAUGCUUAAAUAAUAUAUAAAUACAUAAGUAUUUGAAUGUGUCUGUUUAGCCCUGGAUGUUAGUCUUGUAGAGUAGGAUUUUUGUUUCAUUAUUCACUGCAUAGGUAUCAGUGUUUCUGAACCUGUUUUGUUGUUUUCAAGUAUCUUUUAAGUAAAUACUUCAAUUCCUAAUAUCUCCCCCCCCCCUUUUUUUUUUUACAACUAUUCCACACAAAGCCUUUAUAGUUAUUUGAAGAGCUGUGUGCAUGUAGCCUAAAGAAAAGUUGAUUUCAACACACCAGCUGGUUCACUCAGUGACUCUAGGCUAAUGAGGUUGUCAGGUUGAGACGAGCUGAUUUAUAAGAUAAUUGUUAGGCUGUACCAAACUAAAGAUAAUGUGUAUGAUUCUUGUUGUCAUGAUGUCAACACAAUCAGAGUUACUCUAUCAGCAGUCUUGUAGAAAAUGUGUUUCCUCUGACUGCCAGGCUGGUAUGGCUGAUCUAAUAUUUCAUUUGCACUGAGGCUGUCAACUAUCAUGUUUUUGUACAACUCGAACAAAUUAUUCCAUCAAAAAUGUAGGUCAAUAGUGGAGAUUUUCAAACAUGGUGGAAAAACGUAUAAAGUAGCUAGUGUGUGUUGGUGUAUCCGGUGUACAAACGUAAGUGUUGAUCAGCUUUGUUUUUAAUAAAGUUAAGGGUUGUUUUUGUUGCACCGCAGAAUCAAAUGUUCUAAACUCUUGUGCUUGUAGCCUGAAAUAAUUUCAAAUUGAGGAGGCAUUCAUUACACUUUCCUUCUGUGGCAUAAAACAAAAACUAAUGGGUGACUAACUCAUGGUAAUAAAGAGACCAACUACAGCUCAUUUAAGUAUUUAUAGAUCAGUUCAUUUCUUUAUUUAUUUGGCAACAGGAAAGUUCAAUUUAACUUCUUUGACAUUCUUAGUUCAUCAUGAAAAUCUCCAACCAACGACCUGUUUUGGAAAAUGACUUGUUCACAAAAGAUAUGUUCUGUAUAAUCUGUAAUAAGCAGAUUGGCUUUGGUGUUAAAAGUAUUUUUUUGUUUACUAGUGUUGGUCUAAUUAUCUAAUACGUUGGAAUAUAAAUUACUUGGUAAUAUAAAUUAAGUAAUUAGUUAAAGCCUGUUAUUGUUUUUUUUAUAAUACUUGUGUUAUUUUAAAUGUUUCAACAGAUUUGUUAUUAAUAAGCAAUAAAACUAGUGAGUCUUUUUUUUUUCUCUCUCUCUUUAUCUAAUCACAUAAGCUUUGUUGUUGUUGAAAAUAUUCACAACUCCCAAAUACAUCACAACUCUGUUUCAAACUUUGUCAACAUGCAACAUUUAAAAGUUGCUUUAGAUACUUGUCUAAAACUGUUGCAAUUUUACAAUUUAAAAACAGAAAGGAGGAGUGGGUCACCAAACAAUCACCCCCCUCUGGUCAUGUCAUGAACUAUCAUGAUUAGCAUUUCUUUGUGGGUCAUGCCCUGGCAUAACAUGCUCACCCUUAGCUUAGUACUAGGCCUGGGUGUCAUUCCUAAGGGUUGUGAUAAUAUGAAGGCUUUGCUGUCAUUAUUAUUUGUGUGUGCAGAGAAAACCCUGUUGUUAGACCAUGUAAACUAGUUGAGUAGCUCUCCUGACUAGAAGACAUUUUCUUUUUCUCUCCACCACUCCCCACUCAUUCCUUUGCCAUUCUUUGCUCCCUUUAUAAAUGCUAUUAUGGAGCACUCAAACAGGAUUCUCUGGAUUGUUAUUUGGCUUCCAUUAACUUGUGUUCAGAUUGUGAAGAGUUCUUCAUUCAAGUUGUAUAACUCUUGUUCAUUCAAUGUCCUGCAUCUGCUCUGUGUGUGUCUCUGGUACAUAUAUUAAACUAAACAUAAACUUA
Molecule: messenger RNA, 9050 nt
Organism: Biomphalaria glabrata
Lineage: Eukaryota; Metazoa; Mollusca; Gastropoda; Planorbidae
Product: mothers against decapentaplegic homolog 5-like
Exons: 9
Coding region: 311-1672 (453 amino acids)
Biological process (GO): regulation of transcription by RNA polymerase II; SMAD protein signal transduction; transforming growth factor beta receptor signaling pathway
Cellular component (GO): heteromeric SMAD protein complex
Molecular function (GO): RNA polymerase II cis-regulatory region sequence-specific DNA binding; DNA-binding transcription factor activity, RNA polymerase II-specific; I-SMAD binding
Source: RefSeq, a predicted model, not a curated record